This is a messenger RNA of Perca fluviatilis (European perch), 1767 nucleotides long. RefSeq names its product zinc finger and BTB domain containing 25 (gene zbtb25). Gene Ontology annotation, cellular component: nucleus. The transcript has 3 exons. The record is from RefSeq and is a predicted model, not a curated record. Gene Ontology annotation, biological process: regulation of transcription by RNA polymerase II. NCBI's taxonomy places the organism in Eukaryota, Metazoa, Chordata, Actinopteri, Perciformes, Percidae. The coding region runs from base 293 to 1606 and encodes 437 amino acids. Gene Ontology annotation, molecular function: DNA-binding transcription factor activity, RNA polymerase II-specific; protein binding; RNA polymerase II cis-regulatory region sequence-specific DNA binding.
CAACAAAUCAGCUCCAGAACCUGAAGACAAUCUGCACAUUUCUGCGGUAAGAGACCGAUAAACGGCCGCCGGGCACGGCGCGCGUGCACGAUACAGACACACAGAGGGCGCGUGAAGCGGCUGGAGGGGCCUGCGCACGCGUCUGUGGAGCGUGUGGGUGAAUGAGGGCGUGCGUGUUGCUGUAUUUGAAGGAGACAGACACAGAGGAGGAUGGAGGAGGCUGCAGCCGCGCGGGCGCGAUCACACGGGCACGCGCGGAGCUGUCUUGUUUGGUGGCGCGGGUUUCCGGGUCAUGGAGGUCUCCUCUCACAGCAUCUUCCUGCUGCAGCAGCUUAACGUUCAGAGAGAGUUCGGCUUCCUGUGUGACUGCACCGUCGCCAUCGGCAACGUGUACUUUAAAGCUCACCGGGCCGUGCUGGCCUCCUUCUCCAACUACUUCAAGAUGAUCUUCAUCCACCAGUCCAGCGAGUGUAUAAAGAUCCAGCCCACGGACAUCCAGCCUGACGUCUUCAGCUUCCUGCUCCACAUCAUGUACACCGGCGUGUGUCCCAAGCAGCCGGUGGACCAAUGCCGGCUGCAGGAUGGCAUCAAGUUCCUGCACGCCUACCAGCUGUGCCGAAAACCCGGCGCCGACGGCGCACCCGACCCAACCGCCGACAUGGUCCGCAUGUCCAACCUGUACGGCAUCCAGAUCUCCUCUCAGCUGGCCGGCAAGGAGGCCACGGGCGCCUCAAAGACCGCCGGCGGCGUGUCCCGUGGUGCCCCAGAGGACGGUCUGAGGGCGCGGUCUCUCGCCAUCGGGCUGGAGGGAAUCCCGUCGGAGCGCCAGGCCGCCGCGGCGGCGCUGCGCAACGUGUGCUCCGUGGCGUCCGGUGGAGAAUCGGACAUCUCGGCGCGCGUCAAGCAGGAACCAGUGGAGGAGGAGGACGAUGAUGGUGAUGAAGCUCAGGGGGCGGAGUCUCAGGACAGCAGUCCCAGCUUCAGAGAGCGAGCGCUGGCGUUGGCGCUGCUUUGCCCGCGCUGCGGCGAGCGUUGCUCGUCCCCCGAGGACCUGCGGGAGCACCUGUUCAACCACGCCCUCGACCACGCCCAGGACAACGCCACGGGCGCCGAGCAGCGGCCGACUGUUGGCGGCGCCGAGCAGCUGGACGCAGGCUGUCUGGAGGAGGCGCUGAGACAGAGCCAGGCGCUCGCCAAUCAGCUGGCUGCCGAGCUGCGGAGGAGCAGAGGAGGGGGGGCAGGGGAGGGGGGCGUCGCCACGGCAACCGCUGGCGCCACCGCUGGCGUGCUGCACUCUCGUAAACGUAAGAUCGCCUGCGCCGUGUGCAGCCUGCGCUUCUCGCACAAGAGCCAGCUGCAAGAGCACAUGUACAGCCACACGGGCAAGCCCGCACGCCAUCAGCGGUACAACCGCCUCUGCAGCCAGCUCUGCCACGCCUCGGCACACUUCUGCGAGGCCGCCGCGGUGGCCGAGGGCGGGGCCUCAUCCGGCGGGGGCGGAGCCUGUGAGGACGCCAACAGAGACGCUCAGGACAACGGCAGCUCGUGUUACUCGCUGGACUCUGAAGUCUCCCAGGAGAGCGCGGACGGCGGCCCCGUGGAGUGACAUCGUGUUAUAUCAUGACAUCGUGUUAUAUCAUGACAUCGUGUUAUUUAAUAACAGCAGGAUUAUGUCAUCAUCUGACGCAUUUUGUAAUAAAACCGUAAACGCAGUAGGGGUGCACGAUUCAGGAAAUGUAGUUACUUUUCCCAUGUGAUUGCAGUAGA